AUGGACACAACAACAAUAAUAAGUGACUUUAUACAAGUUGCAGCAAAUGCAACAUCACAAGUGGUUUGCAAAGUAUCCAAUGACGAAAAAAUGGUAGCUUAUAUUGCCAAUUUGUUGGCGAGUUGUUUGUCAAUCAUCGGUUCAUCGGCAAUUAUCAUCAACUAUAUCUUCUUUCUUCCCGAUACCAAAAGACAACAACCACUUUACAAGUUGAUCUUAUUUUUAUCGAUAGCCGAUUUCUUUGGCUCACUUUCAAUCUGUAUCUCUCAAUCUGUAUUAUUAUCAAGAGCAUCGAUCAACUUUUUCUUUGUUGCUUCAUUUAUGUGGAUGUCUUCGUUGGCAUUCCAUACGUAUUGGUCGUCGAGGCAACGAUCACAGGUACCUCUAUGGGUAUUCCAGGUGGUUUCAUGGGGUGUGCCAACCGUGAUGACAGCAGUGAUGGUUGGACGAGACAUGAUAACAGAGGAUGCAGAGAGUGGAUGGUGUCAACCAAACAAGGUGGCACGUUGGGCAUUUUGGUUUGGUCCAUUACUCUUUUCAUUGGCUUGGAAUAUUAUACUGUACGCUAUGAUAUUAUGGCAAUACCGUUCAUCUAUGAGCGGUUCAAUCACAACACAAUUUAGAAAGAAAAACAAUAAUGGAUAUGAUGAUGACCCAUAUUCGAUCAAUCAACCAACAUCACCAUCGAACCGAUUCAUCACAGAGAAAAAGAGAAAGUUACAUCUAAAAGUUGCCAAACGUCUUGGAGUCUAUCUAUUAGCCUUUUUAAUUUGCUGGGUACCAGAUGUAUUUGACAAUCUACUAGUUCAACCAAAUCAGUAUUGUCAAUUCUAUUGGUUGUGGUUACUUCAAAAUAUCACAUCGCCGCUCCAAGGUUUCCUCAAUUUUAUUGUGUAUGGAGUACACAGUGAAUUCUUUUUCGCCUGCGUCAAGAGUACUGAGCCACAAGACAUCCGUUCAGUCUAUGAAAACAAAAGACAAGAAUCAAAAUAUUUACUUGGGAAAUAA
Cavenderia fasciculata is the source of this 1008-nucleotide messenger RNA. RefSeq names its product G-protein-coupled receptor family protein. Gene Ontology annotation, molecular function: G protein-coupled receptor activity. Bases 1 to 1008 code for a protein of 335 amino acids. The record is from RefSeq and is a predicted model, not a curated record. NCBI's taxonomy places the organism in Eukaryota, Evosea, Eumycetozoa, Acytosteliales, Cavenderiaceae. Gene Ontology annotation, biological process: cell surface receptor signaling pathway; adenylate cyclase-activating G protein-coupled receptor signaling pathway. Gene Ontology annotation, cellular component: plasma membrane. The transcript has 2 exons.